UGUGAAUCUAUUGAAAAAAUCGACUGCAAGUGUCACAGAAAAUGUGAUGAUAAGAGGGACAGCGGACCCGUCACAAUCCCUAUUUUGAGAAAAUACACUCUUUCGCAGCAAAAAUCUUUUUUCUUAUCGAAAAACAGUGUAGAAUGAAAAUGAAUUCUGUAUCUUAUACUUUUAAAAAGUGACAAGUGUACUUUUCAGCUUCUUAAAAAGUCACUUUGGCACAUCUAACCACGGUUUUUUUCUUGGGUAUAUUCUUUCAAGUGCCCCUAAUAUGUACUGUUUCGUCCAAAAUGUAAAGGUAACGAGGAACCUCCCCACCUGUUCCCUUGCCAUUUCCAUGAUUUUCUGUCUUUAGAUACUGCAUAGUGUGGUAAUAAAAAUCCUAAAAGAAUUUCGAUUCCUAUUGAGAUUUAGCAAAGCUAUUAGAUUUUUAAUAUAUCUAAUUAUUUAGGACCCUAGGUCUCGGGAAAAGUUGUAUUUUCGAAUUUUCAUCUGAAACUUUAUCCAUUUAGAGAUCUCCAGUAGACUAGCUUCCAUAAAAAAAAAUGCAGAAGUUUUUGAACAGAGCUACUUCCAGAUACAUGACUUCCAAAAAAUGUAUAUUAUAUAUUCUAUUUAUGGAAAAGACCUUAUAUCCAGAAAAUUUAACAUCUUGGAGAGACUUUGUUCACAAUUUCUGAAUGUUUUUUAUAGAAGCUAGUCUACUUGAGAUAUCUAUAUGCAUAACAUUUCAGACCAAAAUUCAAAAAUACAACUUUUCCUAAGACCUAGGGUCCGAAAUAAUUAGACAUUAAAAAUCCAAUAGCUUUGCUAAAUCUCAAUAGGAACCGAAAGCUUUUAAGGGCUUUCGCUAGCACACUAUGUAGUAUCUAUAGGCAAAAACUCAUUCAAAUUGGAAGAGAGCACCCAAUAGAGCCCGUCGGGUAGGACCCGGACCCGGACCCUACCCGGACCCGCACGGGUCCGGGUCCAAAAAUUUUACUUUGGCCGGGUCCGGGUCCGGGUCCAAAAAUUUUAUUUUGACCGGGUCCGGGUCCGGGUCUGAAAAUUUUGCUUUAACCGGAUCCAGGUCUGAAGAAAACUUUGAUCCAUACAAUUUAUUUUGAAUUUUUUUAAAGUUUUGUUCGUUUUAUACAAAGAAGAGAUCAAAUGUAUUUAGAAAAUAGAUAAAAAACAACAAAACCCUUCUUGACUAUACUAUCUAAACUGACUUGUCAUUGUGUUUGGAUCCAAAAAACUUAAGCGACCGGGUCCGGGUCCGGGUCCAGCAACCUGUAAACGGGUCCGGGUCCGGAUCCGGGUAGAAAAAUUUUAAAUGAUCGGGUCCGGGUCCGGGUCCAAAAUCCUGGGCCAGGGUCCGGGUCCAAAAAUUCUGGACCCGACGGGCUCUAGCACCCAAGGAGGUUCUCUCGUAAGCAAUAUCUUUGACAUUGUUCUUUUUCUAAAGCAGAUCUCUCGACUCCUAACGGAGGAACUAUAUGAUUCACCGACACUCCAAGCAAGCUACUCGUUAACGCAUCGUCGAAACUGAAACUAAAGAAAAAUAUACUUCUUUUUGCAGUAGAAUCGUUUUUAAAGUAAGGCUGUUUUCUCAAAAGACACUUUUUUGACUGUUUCUCACCGACCACAACUCUGUUUCAAAAGAAAAUGAGGUACCCCAAUGGUGUACCUCAUUUUAAAAAUAUUUGUACCCCAACUGUACCCCAUUUGAAAAUUAGGAGUUGGCAGCCCUGAUGGAUAAGCGAAGUUGAAUAUAUAGAUACGAAAGGAAAGGAAAAGACGACAGAACGAAAAAAAAUAUUUAGAGAGAUAUAGACAGAACGAAAAGAAUAGCUGUUUUCACUGAGAAAUCGUAUUUUAAAAAUUUUUGCUGGGGACUUGAGAAUACCCAUUCGAGAUAAUUACGGACUCUUGCUCAACUUUUUACGCUCUUUCCAACGAUAUAAUUUUUAUGGGGUCGGCACGAAAUAAAAUUUUUUGACCCAAUUGAUAUGAAUAUUCUAAACUCAAUUUUUUUUCUAUGAUAAUUUAGAGUUUUCCUUGGAUAUUAAAUGAAGGUGAAAUAAAUCCAAGUACUACAAUUAUUUUUACUGAUUAUGAUGAUCCAGCACAAAGUAAUACAAUACCAUUUCGUGUUGAAAUUUUAAGUCCAUCAAAUUUUACAUUAUCUGGUUAUUCAUUAAUAACAACAAUAUCAAUUAUUGUUGAUGAUAUAUUAAAUACAUAUCCAAUAUCAGAUGGUUUUAAAACAAUAAAUGUACCUUAUGUUAAUGGUUAUAUGAAUUCAUUACGAAAUGUUUCACUUGGUUUUUUAACUACACCUGACGCACUUUAUCCAGGUUCAUAUACAAUACAUGUUGAUGUAACGAAACCUAUAGCAUCAUCAACAGAUUUAAGUACAAUUGAUCUUUCAGUUAGAAGUAUUUAUGGUGAAUUUGUUCGACAAGCAGCAACAAUUCGUGUUCAAGGUGAAUAUUCUGAAACAUUAAUUGAUCCAUCAAUUGGUAAUCGUCUUAGUACACUUCGCAAUGCACUCGCAUCAUUUUUACUUGUUACUACUGAUUCAAUUAUUAUACUUGCUAUACGUCCAGUUUAUCAAUAUCGUAGUCUAUAUUGUCCACCAUUACCAUUUAAUCAAGCGAAAAAACGAGCAUUAACUGAUGUUAUUUUUUAUGUAGCAUCAUUAAAAAAAAUGAUAUUGAAAAUACAUUAA
Rotaria sp. Silwood1 is the source of this 2713-nucleotide messenger RNA. The record is from the annotation of a GenBank genome assembly. Lineage: Eukaryota; Metazoa; Rotifera; Eurotatoria; Philodinida; Philodinidae.